This is a messenger RNA of Emiliania huxleyi CCMP1516, 1095 nucleotides long. RefSeq lists its product as hypothetical. The record is from RefSeq and is a predicted model, not a curated record. Bases 1 to 1014 code for a protein of 337 amino acids. Gene Ontology annotation, molecular function: aminoacyl-tRNA ligase activity; ATP binding. The transcript is spliced from 4 exons. Lineage: Eukaryota; Haptophyta; Isochrysidales; Noelaerhabdaceae. Gene Ontology annotation, biological process: tRNA aminoacylation for protein translation.
AUGCUCAGCGGGGUCGUCCUUCUCUACGCGGCGCACGCUGUCGUGGCGCUGGCGCCUGCUCGGGCUACGGCCACGGCUAGGCACGCCUCCGUCCAUGCACAGAGCGAGCCGGCGGCGGCGGCUCGCGAGCCGAUCGCCUACUACCGCGACCCGGACGACGCGUACUUUGAGAAGCUCGCGAAGCUGCCUCCGGUCGACGAGGCCGCGGUGGACGCUCUGGUGGCCGAGCGCUCGCGGCUGCGCGCCGCUUUUGAGUACGACGCCGCCGACGCCGUCAAGGCGCAGAUCCUGGCGCUCGGCGUCACGGUGGUGGACGUGCGCGGGCAGGAGGCGUGGUACGUCACGCCGCGCCACUCGCGCACGCUCGAGGCGGCCGAGGCGGCCGAGGUGGAGGAGGGGCGGGCGGCGUCGGCGUCGCCGCGGCGGAAAGGCGGGCGCGACCUCGGCCCGCGCGGGCACGACUUCGAGCGGUCGGGCGGCGGGGCCAAGGGCAAGGCGGGGCAGGCGCUCGAGGCGCUGGGCAUACGAGUGUGCGACGCGACCAAGCGGUGGCGCGCGGACGGCGAGGCGUUUGGCAGCGGCUACGAGCGCACAGUCGGCGACGGCGACGAGGACGUGCCGGCGCUCGACACGGCCCCCAUCGAGCAGCUGCUGCUUGCGAGGGCGCGCGCCAAGCAGGCGCGCGACUUUGGCAAAGCGGACGCGCUGCGGGGCGAGCUGCGCGCGGCCCACUCGGUGAUCGUCGACGACCAGCGGCGCGCGUGGCGGCGGGUGCGGUUGUACGGCGACUAUUACCGCGUCGGCCCGCGCGUGGGCAAGGCGGAGCCAAAGAUCGGGAAGCUGCUCACCACGCUCUCCCAGGCGGCGAGCGGAGAGAGGGCGGCGCUGCUCGAGGAGCUCGGCGCGAUGGGCGUGCAGGUCGACGAGGGGCGCGGGACGUGGCGCCGGCCUCGGCGCACGCCGGAGGAGCUCGCCGCGGCGGCGGCGCUGCGGGGGGAGGCGGAGAGCAAGUAGGCCUGUGUCUGGCUGCUGGCUCGCGGGCGUCGCGAAAAAAAGAAAGAGAACGCGGCCGCCGCGUUAAAGAAAGAAAGAAAA